This is a messenger RNA of Nannospalax galili (Upper Galilee mountains blind mole rat), 1618 nucleotides long. Its product is annotated as leukocyte immunoglobulin-like receptor subfamily A member 5. Gene Ontology annotation, biological process: cytokine-mediated signaling pathway. Gene Ontology annotation, molecular function: inhibitory MHC class I receptor activity. NCBI's taxonomy places the organism in Eukaryota, Metazoa, Chordata, Mammalia, Rodentia, Spalacidae. The record is from RefSeq and is a predicted model, not a curated record. The coding region runs from base 53 to 847 and encodes 264 amino acids. The transcript is spliced from 5 exons.
GUCACUGUGCCAUCAUCUGUUUCCACAGCUGGGUCCCCUGGAAGGAGACGUCAUGAUUCCCACUCUCAUAGUGCUGCUCUGUCUUGGGCUGAGGCUGGGACCCAGGACCACAUUGGUGGCAGGUUCGCUCCCCAUACCCACCAUCUGGGCUGAGCCAGGCACUGUGGUCACAAAGGGGAAGCCUGUGACCAUCUGGUGUCUUGGGACCCAGGAAGCCCAGAAGUACUAUCUGUGUAAAAAGGAAAGCUUAAAACCCCAGGAGAUGUACAUCCCAUUGGAGCCUGGGAACAAGACCAACUUCUCCAUCCCAUUCAUGACGGAGUACUAUGCAGGGCUAUAUCGCUGUUGCUAUCAGAGUCCUUCUGGCUGGUCAGAGUACAGUGACAGCCUAGAGUUGGUGGUGACAGGUUUCUAUGGCAAGCCCAGCAUCUCAGCCCUGCCCAGCACCCUGGUGACUCCAGGAAGGAAUGUGACCAUCCAGUGUAGCUCACAGCAAGGGUAUGGAAAGUACAUUCUGACCAGUGAUGGAGAGCAGAGUGGAUCCUGGGUCCAGGACUCCCAGCGACAGUCCAAUGGGCAUUUCCGAGCCCUGUUUCCUGUGGGCCCAGUGACUUCCAACCCAAGAUGGGAAUUCAGAUGCUAUGGCUACUACCAGAGAACUUCCCAUGUGUGGUCAGUGCCCAGUGAUGCCCUGCAACUUCAGCUGUUGGACUCACAACCACAAGAUCAUACAAUGGAGAAUCUCAUUCGGAUGGCUGUGGCUGGCUUGGUCCUGGUGGUCCUUGGGUUUCUACUGUUUGAAAACUGGCACAGCCAGAGAAGGACUGAAAUGGAGGCCAGGAGGUAGACAGGUGAGGAAAGGAGAAGGCAGUGCAUCUCUCAGUGUGGUGGAGACAGAAAUGAACCGACAAGCAGAGAUGAUUCUGCAGCAUCUGCAGCACAAGUGUGUGGGCUGUCUUGGAAAUCUCAAGGAGAGUGACAUGGUUUGGGUGAGGGGUGGAGGUCAGAGGGGUCUGUGAAGAGAACUCUGCACCCAUCCAUUGGGGCAGUGUCCCUCAAAUGCUGUUGAUGCCUCGUACCAUCUUUUCAAACUCUGCAGGACCUGAGAAGCCCCCUUUGUCUACUCCACUUUCACAUAACCUAUCCCAGGUUUGAGAACUUAUUUCAUUCCUGAGUGUUUACUACUGAUUCUCUAUUUCUUUAUCUCAACUCAAUAUCUUGUGAACUAACAGAAUGGGCAACAUCAGAUUCCAACCUGAAAUUGAUAAAUUCAAAAUGAUUCCCUCGGAUGUGUCUAUCUUUAUGAAGUGCUUCUGUCUAAUUUCACUGGAUUUCAGCAACAUUGUCAUCUGCACAUUGAUGUUUGAUGGACAGCAUGGCAGAGAAAUGGGAAACACACACUGAAAUAAUAAUGCUUUUUAAAAUACCAAGUUUUAAUAUUUGUUGAUUUCUGAAGUGUAAGUUCCCAGACAACAAAAUUUAGGAGCCUGUGAUAUCUACAGAUGUGGGAUUUGGGAAGUGAUCACAGAAAUCUCCUUCACAGGCCAUGUGAGGUGGUCAUACCACAUCUCUCUUUACGCUCAGUGGUCCUCCUCUAAUGAUAAAUAUAGCACAUAGU